CUACGAUCGAAGCUCAACGCCAGCAGACACGAUCACGUAUACACCGACACACGUGACCGCGUCAGCCUUCUCGCAUCAAACUCGAAGCCAGACGACAUUGGGGCCAAGACAGCAGUCGCAAGUCUCACGCAGCGUGCAGCCAGUUUGCAGACCGACACCGUAGCGAACGGACGUGUGUUUCUCUCUUACGCGGAAUCACACAUCGGCUCUAUCUCGACUCGAGUUAAUAACUCGGACGAUCGGCGAAAAACGGAGCUGACACGAGCCCGCCCUGUCACCUGCUCGCCGACUGUUCAAGUUCAUCGUGUUCACUGCUGAGGAAGAUCGCGUUGGAUCUCGCGUCUUUGGAUACCGAGUCCGCGCUUUCACACGCGAACAAAACACUCAGCUCAGUGCUUCUCGUUGGUUUCUCGACGUGUGCCUCCGUUCUAUUCUCUCCAUCGGCGAGAAAGAAGGAAACUGUACGAUUUGAGGAGAGAUAUACGUAUCGGAGUUUACCGCAUCGUGGACACGAUUCUUCUUUUUUUUUUUUUUUUUUUUGUUUGUUUUUUUCAAUUCUUUCGAACACUCCGCAUCUCCGUUUUGUGUGACACGACACUCUCGAGGGACUCGCUUGGAUUUACCCGUGGAAGAGGGGAAACGUCGAAGGAUUUUGAUCGCCGGCCGCGACAACAGGCGUUAUUAUGACGGUGGCUCUCGUUACGUUGGUUCGACGAACGGGAUACCUCACGCUCGGCCAGUGACUGCCUCCGUGUCUCGCGGACAAACUGUACACAACCGUUUCAAAUCGACGAGUGCGCCGCACCGUCUCUGUUUUCAUCAAUUGAGAGACGAGGCAAAGUGGAUCGCUGUUCCGUCGUUCGAUCGUGCUCGACAGAAUCUUUCAAAAUUGAUGUACUAAGAAGACAAAUUAUGGUGGCAGAAAUUGUCGCCCGUCAGAGUGGAUCGCCUAUCAAUGGUGAGACCGCGUGUUUGAACAGCAACAUGCCGGCCACCCACACAAUGGCGCACGCCGGUCACGGUGCUCACGGUGGCCACGACGCCCAUGGACCGUUGCCACCAUUGACCCAUCCGGCGCACCACGGUGCCCCGCUGACUUUGCAGCAGCAACAGCAACACCAGCAUCAGCCUCAACAUCAGCCGCCGCCGCCGCAGCAGCAACCGCCGCAACAUCACCACCACCAUCAGCCGCAGCAGCAACAGACGCAGCAGCAGCAACAGCAGCAGCAGCAGCAACAGCAUCACCAUCACGACGCUCAACAGGUGACACACCCAGAAAAUUUCCCCCCGAACUUCGACAUCAGAAAAGAGCUAUUUUCUCAGCGCAAGCAACGGGAGUUCAUUCCGGACAACAAGAAGGACGACAGCUACUGGGACCGCAGGAGACGCAACAACGAGGCAGCCAAACGGUCGCGAGAGAAAAGGCGUUUCAACGACAUGGUGCUCGAGCAACGAGUCAUGGAGUUGAGCAAGGAGAACCACAUCCUGAAGGCGCAACUCGAGGCGAUUAGGGAUAAGUUCGGUAUAUGCGGCGAGUCCGUAAUCAGCACGGAACACGUGCUUGCGGCCCUACCCGCUGACCCGCCUAUCGUGAAAAGGGCGAAACUCCCACCCUCGGCGGCUCUCCUCUACGCAAGAACACCGAGUCCUGUGCACACCUCGGUGAUCCACCAGCCAGUCAGUGGUGCACGAUCGCCCAGGUCGCCGGCGCAGCUGUACGUCGCCGAAACGACCUCGUAUCCUGAGGCGGAAAGCUUCCAGUAUCCUUAUCCUCAUCCGGCGAUGCAUCUCGACACGACGAGCGCCCUGAACUUAUCUCGUGGUCGACGCGCUCAGUCACCGUUUGAACUGUCAUCCGGAAGCGGUGACGAAGGGCCGCAGUUGGUGGUCAGCUCGCAAAAUCCAGCGGCUAACAACAGUCUUCCUCACAAGCUGAGGCACAAGUCGCGCAUCGGCGACAAAGACGCGGCCAGCGCGCUACUCGCGCUUCAGGGUAUCAAGCAAGAGCCUGGACCAAGGGCGUCACCGCCGUGGGACAACGAAGGUUCCAGCGACGAGCGUGACUCGGGCAUUUCCCUGGGUGCCGAAUGGACAGGCCCGAGCGUGUCCACCGUUCCUGAGAGCGAGAGGGAAGUGAAAUCCAGGUUGGAUCGUCUCGCAUCGGAAGUUGCCUCCCUGCAGUCGAUACUACGCAUCGGCAAGCCGACGGAGACCAAUCUGGUUACGGGACACUCGUUGUCAACGAACGCCAGUAUCAACGGCCCGUGAAAAGAGACCAUCCACCCCUUGUCUUGGCUUUUUCGGAACUUCUACUCUUCAACACUUUACUCCUCGAGCUGUAUCAGGUUAAACGCGACGGUGAUCAACGCGACGAUUUCUCACCGUGGCGCAUCGUGUACGGGGCAGGCAAGAAAUAGAAAGACCCCUCGAUGGCUGAUCACGCGCGCGAACGUUCCAACGAUUGUGACGAUGGUUGUUAGUUGGUAGAAGGAAAUAGCUGUCGGGUGAUCGUCGCUUGAUUUCGUUCUUUCGUAAUAAAUUGGCAAAGAGUGAGAGCGAAGGCUGGUUACGAACAGAGGGACGUGUACGUUUGAGUAGAAACGGGACUACGACCGACUUUGCAGUAUUGGAUCCGCGCAUAUUGUACUCUGGUAUCGACCAACGAAACGCGCGAAACAAAUCACACACGGUUUUUUCAGACAACGGCUAGAGAGAUCGACUAGAUGAAACGUGUAGAAAGAUGAACUGCUUUGAUUCGGGAGACGAAGGUUAUUUGAUUUUAGUCGAUCGAGUGCGAGAAUCGGUCGAAUCGGGUGCGUCUUUUUCUGUUUCUUUUCUUUUCUUUUCUUCUUUUGUUCUUGGGGUGCCCCGUUUGCCAAAAUGGGACUCCUUUCAAAUGUCCCGCGGUCAUCGUAACGAUGAGUUAGACGAUAAGAAAGAUGCGACAUCAUCUCUAGGUUGUAAGUAAUUUAUACUGUAAGACUUUCUUAGGCUACUUUCGUUUAAUUAUUAUUAUCAUUGUUGUCGCUAGUGAACUCAUUUGCUGAUUCGAAAGGUCAUGCAGCGGCUAAUCCGGCCGAGCGUUUGUUUGCUGCUGAACUCGAGCAACGAUUCGAAUAACUUGGAGACUCGAUAUUCGAUUCGUAUCGUCCUUAACGGGCGAAAGAAACGAUCUCGUUAAUUCGAAGACCUUCAGACUCGUUUAUUUAUUCUCGUCGAAUGAAAAUUCAAAUUACAUUAUAUACAUAUAUACAUGUACAUAAAGUGAAGAGUGGUAAAAUGAAAAAGAAAUCACAAUAACAAAUGACUUUGAAGAUCUUCCGAUUGGGCGAGAGUCGCGUCAAUUUUUCUCUUGAUAAAAACGAAACAACAAAUUUAUUUUCCGAUUGAUAAUUGGUCGCGCAACCGGCUAUCUCACUACCGCCACAGUCAUCCUUAACGAUUUAACUCUCCUUAUGUCGUUAUCGAGCGAAAGCAAUAACACCCAUGUAUUAUCGAUUCGCGAUCUCUUCUCUCUUUCCCAAGAAUCGUUCAUCACGUUCGUGCCGAUCCAUGUUUGCGCGGCGCAACAUUGGCACGAAUCCGCGGCAGAUUCCUAGGAGCGAGGCAAAGUGUUUAUUAGUGUUCGAACGCGUGGCUUCGAUUCCAGGUUUAUUUGCCUAUCCGACGAUUCUUCUGUCGUCCUCGUCCAACGUCUCGCAACGAACGCGUUACUUAAUGCCCUCUCCUUGAGACUCAACCUUGCCACUCGAUCCGCAAAUAACGCCAGUUCCCAAUUCGUGCAAGUCAAUUGCGCCUCGGAAACAUUGAUCGUUUUUCUUUUUUCUUUUUUUUCCGAAACAUUACAGACAGCCUUUUUCAUUUAUCGAUCACGUUCACCUCAUUGUCAAUGUUCUUCUCGCGUCUCCUCUAAAAUCAUUUCACAUUUUCUUCUUUCUUUAGCCUUUUUUUUUUUUUUUUAUAUACGUUUGUUAUUAGCGAUUAACGUGACCAGACGUGUAUAUAUGUACGUAUAAACGUGAAAGAGAGUGCGUGUGUGUACGUUUCGGAUGUUUGCUGUUCGCUGGUGCUUCGUGCAAUCGUUAGGAGCAACCGGCACGAGAAACGAGAAGUCGAGCAGGAAACGGGAGGGGCCGACUAGCCUUUCUUUCUUAUAUUUUUUCUUCUCUCUAAUCAUCGGGAGCGAAUGAUGGAGCAUACCGGGAUUCGUCGGGUACCGGGAACUGCGCGGUAUCCAAAGUAUUAAGCGAGCCUAUAAGUGUUACAUAAUGUAUACAUAGUGCACAUACCUAAGGAAUAUACAUAUAUACAUAUACGUAUAUACAUAUAUAUAUAUAUUUUUUUUCAAAUUAACGUAUUUUUCGAUAUCGUGAGAGUAUAAGACGAACGAUCUGUGUGUGUGUGUGUGUGUGUGUGUCUGUUUAUUCGCGCGCAUGCACGCGUGCGCAACGCUUUUGGCGUCGUAGACGAUGAAAGGGCAGGAACACGAUUCUUUAUUUGAUCGAUUACCGCACCGAGGAAAUCGAAUUUCGCCAGAAAGGAGAGAAAGCUGUUGAGAGCGCGCGCUAAUUGAAGGGAUUUCUCUUUUCGAAAUUUCUGGUAAACUGGCCGGAAGCGUCGACCGAACGCGCGCCUUCGAUCGCUCUGCGAUUCGACGACAAAGACGAUAACGAUCGAAAACCAAAGCGACGGAUUGCCUCGAUUGAUCGCGGCCGAUUCUUUGUCACGAAUGUUUUUUUUUAUUAAUAUUUAUUGAAGUGGGGAAGGUUAAUCUCGAAUCGUUCGAAAUGCGCGUUCGUUCGACGCCUCCCGCGCCACAGUACGACGAUAAGUCACGGCAACAUUAAUCUGAAGCUAUUAUAUAUUUGUAAAACAUUAUUUAUUAUUAAUCGUUCGUACGCGAAACCACGUAAGAAUCAGUGUUUCGACUAGAAAAAGGCAAACCUUAGUAUUAACGGAUCACGAUACGUAAUUUUUACUUAAAUACUGGUUCUUUUUUCUUUUACGUGGUUUCGUAUAUAUAUCGCGGGAAACAACUGCGCCAACGAUAAAUCAAUCGAGACGAAUGAACGAUAUAGCGUGUUAUUUAAAUAUUGGACGCGGCGAUCGCACUACUUUCUGUGGCGUUCACAAUGUCGGAGAAAUUAUCAUGGAUUGGAGGCUCAGAAUGACAAUAGCUCCGAUUAUAAUUCGAACACAUCUCUGAGCAGAUCGAAAUCAAUGUUUACGGAUCUGCGGCAUACGCGUGUUUCUUAAGAUUUUUAAGACACAUCACAAGACUGUAUUAAUCGUGAUCGGCGUUAUUCGUGGAAGGAUCUCGUAUCUAUUUCCCUUCAUCCUCCCCACGUUUCUAUACGCCUUCCCUUUUUCCCUUACUUUUCCCUUUUUCACUUGUUUGUAUUUUUUACGUUAUUUUCCUCGCGUGAAUUUUCUAUAUUUUAUACGGCAUGUUUGUACGAUUAUUGUUGAUAAUUUUCUGCGAAAAAUCGCCGACAACGAUGUUCAAUGAAUAUUAGUUUUUCUUUUCUUCCUUUUUUUUGUUUUUUUUUUUUUUUUUUUACUGCCGCCAUUCAAACGUUUCGCAGUUUUGCUCAGAGUGAAAGAGAGUCAUUAUGAAAAUCACACGUCGAGUAGUGAGACCGAAGUGUGUACGAUUUUAAUAUAUCUCUUUUAUUACUUGUCGGGCGAGCGUGCUCAUUUAUAUCGUAUCAAUGUAAAUAUAAUUUCUUUUUCUCUUCUUCUCUUUUUUUUCUGUUUCUUCUUAAUUCACUACUACGCAAACUUGGAACACACAAGUACCAACGGCUCGAUAGUCACACACGAUGUAUACCGUUCUGCAGUUGAUCUACUGUAACAUACCACGAGUGCCUAUAAUAACGAAGCUGUACGUUCUAUCCCGCAGCCCUCUGUGAAAUUGCAAAUUUUUCAACAGCUCGACGUGGAAAGCACGUUUAUUGAGAGAAAGAAAAAGAGACGAAACAAUAUUUCAAGAAAGAGAGGAACCCGUGUACUUUGUAAAUAUCGAAUGUGUUAAUUCGCGAUCGGUCACGUUAGUGAUUGCAGAGAGGAUGCCACGCGAAUCAUGCGUUCACAAAUGUGGUGAUCGUCGCAAGGUCGUUCUUACUCGCAAAUUCCAAAUAAUCUUUUAUCUCACGAUUACUUGCCCACGAGAAUGUUACCUUCGAAUACGGCGACCAUGAAUCGAUAUAUUUGUACAUAAUUGCACCUUUCUUAUCUUUUUUUUUUUUCUUCUUUUGCCAAAAAGCACGCUACUCGUGCCGAUGAAACUAUGGCGCAAAUAUCGAAGGCGUUAACGAGCAUCGGCCGGAGAAGGAACUAAUAACAAUUUUAUUAAACUACCGUUAUCUCCUCUUGUACACUUGCACCCUUGAAAUAGCUUCUUUGAGGACGUUUCGAAUACAGUUCCUAUACAGUAUGGUAAAGCGACUUAGAGACACGGUCGGCCGUUGUCCACGAUUAAACAUGAUUCCAAGACGAGUUUUGAUCCUUCUUUCUCCGGCUGUACGGAGAUAUAAGUAUUUAGAUCUAAGGGACAUAUCCACAGCGUGUAGUGUACUUGUAUAUGAAUACCGAAAUAAAUAUUUUCAAUGUUUUUGACAAUA
Messenger RNA from Frieseomelitta varia, 6623 nucleotides. RefSeq names its product putative mediator of RNA polymerase II transcription subunit 12. The record is from RefSeq and is a predicted model, not a curated record. NCBI's taxonomy places the organism in Eukaryota, Metazoa, Arthropoda, Insecta, Hymenoptera, Apidae. Gene Ontology annotation, cellular component: nucleus. The transcript is spliced from 2 exons. Gene Ontology annotation, biological process: regulation of DNA-templated transcription; circadian rhythm. The coding region runs from base 913 to 2268 and encodes 451 amino acids. Gene Ontology annotation, molecular function: DNA-binding transcription factor activity; DNA binding.